ACCCAACAGCAAGUUUUCUGCUGUAAUAAUAACUGGAUUGUCUGGGACCUUUUUGCCGAUCAAGAGAAGGGAUUCGUAUAAUCCAAGUGCCCCCCCCCCCCCCCCCCCCUUACCCCUUUUUCAUAAUGGCCUCGACGUCUGUUGGUGAGAAUCAGCUGCAGAGGAUAAUCAGAGACCUGCGUGAUGCUGUGUUGGAGUUGAUAAAGGAGCACAAUGAGUGUGGUGAGCCCAUAACAGAUGACAGCUCAAAUUUACACAAGUUCUCCUACAAACUAGAAUAUCUGCUCCAGUUUGACCAGAAAGAAAAGACAACCUUCCUCGGCCAGAGGAAAGAUUACUGGGAUUACUUCUCUGACUGCCUCUCCAAGAUCAAGGGAGCGAAUGAUGGCAUUCGCUUUGUUAAGUCCAUCCCUGAGCUGAAGACCUCACUGGGGAAGGGAAGGGCCUUCAUCCGCUACUCUCUGGUUCACCAACGUCUCGCUGACACACUGCAGCAAUGUCUCAUCAACCAUAAGGUCACAAGUGAGUGGUAUUACGCCCGUAGCCCCUUCCUCAAGUCCCACCUUACUGCAGACAUUAUCAACCACCUCUACGAGCUCAACCAGGUCCUCUUUGAUGUGGCAUCCAGGGGCCACGAUCUGGAUGCUGAUUGGCCAACUUUCGCCAGAAGAACAUUAGGAGUUAAUUCACCAGCAUACCUGUGGAAACCCCCCAGUCGAUGCUCCAGCAUCAACAGCCUGGCCAGCAACUAUUCACACUCGCAGGUGGUGGAGUUCCCCCCCAACUUGGAGAUGGGCCACAGCCUACUGGGUGACCUGGGUGAGCUGGGAGAGCCCUCCUCCUCUUCAGUGGACGCGCUGCGGCUGGAGCUCAACCGCUCGGAGCUCCGGCAGCAGGCCCUGCUCGCGCAGGUCCAGGCGUCGGACCGAGAGGCCGUCGAGCUGCGGGCGCUGGUGGCGAACCUCCGCGGCCAGCUGGCGGAGCGCCGGGGGGGUUCCGAGCGAGCCCCGUCCUCUGAGCCCAACGCGACCCCGGAGGAGUCCACUCAGGAGAACGCGAGCUACCUCCAGCUCACCAGCAACGCCGGCGACGGCGCGCUUCAAGAGCGACUGAGCACGGCGGAGAACAAGAACGUGGAGCUCUUGGGCAAGCUGGACGGGGCGCUCAGCGAGAAGGGACAGCAGACCGCCAGCUACUGCGACUCGGCCUUGAAGAUCCAGGAGCUCAUAGACCAGCUGAAGGCGGCCGAAGAGGAGAGGCUGGCGGCUCGGAGGGAGGCCGACGACUGGGCCAAGCGGGCCCAGCAGGUGAUCCACAAGCUGAAGCUCAGGGAGGAAGAGACGCGGAGGUCGAGCGAGGAGAAGCUGGCCAAGGUGAAGGCCGCGGCCCGCGGGGAGCAGGAGCAGGUGCUCAAGCGGCUGGAGGACCUCCAGGGGGUCGUGGGUCGGAUCGAGGGGGCGCUGACGCUGAAGGAGAAGGAGGCGGGGAACCUGCGGUCCCAGCUGCAAGACCUGCAGGCCUCGCUGGAGCACCGGGAGCGGCAGGCGGAGGAGCUGAAGAAGAGGCUGCGGGAGGACCGACGAGACGUGACGUGGAGGAGCAGUAACAGCCAGAAUGAGUUCCUGGACAGCCAGCUGCUGGACUUGAGAGAGAAGCUGAAAGACCGAGAACAGGAGUUGGCCCAUAGCUCGGAGCGAGUGAAGUACCUGGAAGCCGUGGUGGAGAAGCUAGACGUGGAGAAAAAACGCUUGAACGCUGGGAACGACGUUUUUCCCAUCGAUCAGUCCAAGAUUCUGGAGGACUACAAAUCCCAGUGCGCCAGUCUCAUGGAGAUAAACGCGAAGCUGCUGCAAACUGUGAAACGGAGUGAGGCGAGCAACCGAGAACUGUCUGAGAGCAGGGCGGCCAUGCGGGAUCAACUGGCGUCUUUAACGGCCUCCCAGAACCCUCUGAAGGUGCAGGAGGAGGCCGCCAUGCUGAGCAUCGAGGAGAGAGAAACCAAACUCUUAGAGGCCAAUCAGCGUUUGGAGGAAGUGGUCCACAAGGCUCUCCUCCAGAGCGAAGCGUCUGACGCCACCUUGAAGAGGCUGGAGCGCGAUAACAAGGAGAUUAUGGAGACUCAAUUGUCCUUGAAGAAGCAGUUGGCCUCCACUCAAGGGUACCUCGACGCGAUCGCCACAAAGGAGACCCAGCUCGGAGGUCAGCCGCUCCCGUGCGAUUUCCCGCAGUCCAGGGCCGAGGUGACGCGGAGCGACGCCAGGAAGACGGACGGCGAGAAGAGCACCGCGGAGAAACCUGAGAAGGCGCAGAAGCUCCACAACGCGCACCACCACGCCUCCCACCCGGACGCCGGCAAGAGACACCUGCUGGCGGAGGCCCAGCUGGAGCUGAACCUCCGGGAGGUGACCACGCUCCAGGACGAGGUGGUGGAGCUGCGGGCCCAGCUGCUGGCCGGCGCCGCCGAGCGGAUGAAGGUGCAGGCGCUCCAGGAGGUGACGGAGGCCUCCCGGGAGGACCUCCGCAUGCUGGUGGAGCAGCUCAAGGCCCAGGUGGAGGAGCUGAACCGCCGGCACGUGGACGAGAUCCUCCACUCCCAGGAGCGCGAGGACACCCUGGGCCGCCAGCGCGACGGCGAGGCCCGGGUGAGGGACGACCUGGCGGCGGAGGCGGCGGCCUCCCGCGAGGAGCUCCGCGGCCUCAAGCUGCGCUACGAGGCGGCGUGCCUGGAGAGCGGUGAGGCGGCUGAGGCCCUGCACCGGGCCAACACGGAGACGGCGGAGCUGGGCGUGCACGUGUGCACGCUCAGCGCCGAGAAGGAGGAGGCCCGCCUGCGCUGGGAGGCGCUGUCGGCCAAGCUGCGGGAGCUGGAGGAGGAGGCGUCGCGGGAGGCGGUGAGGCUCAGCGCCCGGAUGGAGCAGCUGAGCCGGGAGAACCGGCGGCUCUCCGAGCGGCUCGGCGAGGAGCAGGGAACGGGGGGGCGGAGCGGGCCCCCGGAGGAGGAGGAGGAGGCCCCGCAGGAGACGGAGACCCAGCGGGAGAGCUGCCAGACCAUGAGCCAAGCCGACCUGCCGCAGGGUGUGAAUGAGGAGCUUCAGGAGCUGAGGUCACAGCUGGGGGUCGAGCGCGAGAAGGCGGUGCUUCUGGAGAGCGAGGUCAAACAGCUGGAGGCGGAGAAUCGGCGGUACAGCGAGCAGAUUGAAGGGAAAAGCGCGCAGAUGUCUCAAUCUCAGCUCCUCGUUCAGCAGAGGGAUGAGGAGCUGAACCAAAUGAAGGGGAAAUUAUUGAGGACGGCAGAGGGCUUGGCAAUGGCGGAGAAGUCCUGCGAAGAGAUGAGUGACAGACUCAGAAGAGCCAAUCAGGAACAACAGAGCAGAGACGUGAAGAUGGCCGCCGAGCUGGACGACCUAUACCGCACCAAGAUCAACCUGGAGGAGCGACUGAUAGAGCUGAUCAGGGACAAAGAUGAACUGUGGCAGAAGUCGGACGCCCUGGAGUUUGAGCAGAAGCUGCGGGAGGAGGAGACGGAGCGCGACGUCAACCACUGCCUGGACUGCCACAGCCAGUUCAGCUGGUGGCUCCGCAAGUACACCUGCAGGCUGUGUGGGCGUCCCUUCUGCUACUACUGCUGCAGCAACACCGUGAGCACCCUGCAGGCCGGCGCCGGCGGCGGCGGCGCAGCAGGCAACAGGGAGCGUUGCUGCCGGCACUGCUACGACCAGCACAGCGCGGUGGUGGAGCGCCACCCGCAGGAGCAGGACGCCAACGCACCCGACGCCCCCUUCGCCGCCCUGCCGCAGCCGGGCGACCGGGCGGCAGCAGGAGGGGACGACGGCGUCUUUGACAUCAUCACAGAGGAGGAAGUGAGCGGCGUGUACGACAGCGACUCACUCUCCUUCUCCACCGCCUGCUCUCCCGGACACGGCCAGGAGGGGGCAGCACAGCUUAGGAGCGGUGCCGGUGCUGAAGACCCCCCCCCCGCCGCCGCCGUGGUGGUGGAGCCCCUGACGGAGGAGCCCGAGGAGGCCAUGGCCCCUGCGGUGCAAGACGCCGAAAUCUGUCUGCUCAAGGCCGGGGAACUCACGCUCUCGGCCCCCUACACCCUGGAGGACAUCGAGGGCUUCGGGGACGCGUCCCGGGAUCUGUUCGUCCGCUCCAGCUGCUACAGCGUGGUCCCCAUCACGGUGGGCCCCGUGGGGCCCCAGGACGGGCCCACCGUCACCUGGGUGUUCACCUCCGAGCCCAAGAGCAUCUCCUUCAGCGUGGUGUACCGCGAGGACCCCCUCACGCCCCCGGAGGACGCCAAGGUCCUGAUCCCCCUGACCCGCUGCAACUCCCACAAGGAGACCAUCCAGGGGGAGCUGAAGGUCCGCCACCCCGGGGAGUACACCCUGGUGUUCGACAACUCCUUCUCCAGGUUCAUAUCCAAGAAAGUGCUGUAUCGCCUGAGUGUGGCCAAGCCUGUGGUCUACGAUGGAAGCGACUGUCCGUGAGAAGGCGAAAAAGAAGAGGAGGGGGGGGGGGGGAAGAGAGAGAGAGAGAGAGAGAGAGAGAGAGAGAGAGAGAGAGAGAGAGAGAGAGAGAGAGAGAGAGAGAGAGAGAGAGAGAGAGAGAGAGAGAGAGAGAGAGAGAGAGAGAGAGAGAGAGAGAGAGAGAGAGAGAGAGAGAGAGAAUUUCUGUUUUUCUGUCGAUUUCCCAAACCAUAUCCAGUAGAUCCAUGUGUGAAAAGUGUGUGCCUCUGUUGGUUAGCUUAGAGAAUCAAGUCUGCCGACAAGAAGCAGGUCUGUUUCUGCAGUAGCAAAGGGCGAGGGACUAUUUGUUUGCUAUGCCUCUGAUUCUGGCAACCGAACACAUAACAGCUGGUAAAGCCCGCUUGAAAGAUUCCUCUCUCAAACAAGUGCUUGCUCCUAAAGUGUUAAGUGCAAAGCCAAAGUCACCUUUUGAGAACAGGGAAAUAAUAGAUGAUAAUUCUGCAUAACGUGUAGAAAAAUCCGGAGCACAUGACAUUUAUCAAUAGAGAGAGAAUUGUGUGCACCGUCAGUCACUGUAAAAGCGUAACAAAAUAUUUAUAAUAUUUAAAUAUUCAUGUGGAAAAAUAUAUUGGAGCAGACUAUGUCGCUGUUUGAGAGGCUGCACGCGAAGGGCUGUGCCGGGGUAGAAGGAGACAUCGUUGAGCUAAUUUCACCGCUUGCUCUGUCCAAGACUCUCCACGUCACUUACUCAAAUCAAGUUUCACACCUGCCGUCUUCUCGUUUGGUGAACAGAGCGGUGUCUUUGGACCACGGCUGGCCCUGUAAUGUACUGUGUGCGUGGAUUCUAUUUAUAUAUCACAGUGGCUUUAAUUUCAAUGCAGGCCAGAGGAUGGCUGAGGAACAAAGGUCAGGAAGAGAGAAUGUGUUUUGGUGUUUUAAGGUUCACAUCCACUCAGAAGUACAGUGCUUCGGACUAUAUUUUUUGUUUACCAUUUCCAACGUCAAUGCUGAGAAUUGAGAUCAUAUUUUAUGAGAUGGUGUUUAUCAGAAUUAACUUUUUUAGACACAUGACAAUAGGUGUUCCCUUACAAUUGCUCAACACUAAGUAAUGAUGAACAAGGAGAUUAUACUAGUGAUGCUAAUAUAAUAUGUAUGUUUGAUGAAGAAGAACACUAAACAUAGGAAAAGCAUUAUGUCAAGGUUUUAUGAAGGUAUCUUUAUUUUAUGAAGUACACAUGUGCUUUUAUCAAAGUAUUAACAGCCCAAAACAUUUUUCUAUCUAAAGAUCAGGACACAAUAAACCCCUGAGUAGUUUUAAACUUUUUGGACGAUCACACUAUGAACUUUUUCCCGUGCUGUGACGAUUUAUCAAAUUCUGAUACAGUUUCCAACAAAUUUCCUUUGGUUUCCUAAAUUUUCAACUGACAUGAUUACUGGAGGAAUAUAGUGUCACAUUUCCUACACCUCUUUUCUUUGCCAAAUAGCCAAAAUAAUCAGAUAUUUGUAUAUUAUAUGAGAAGGACAUAUACAUUUCUAUUCAAAGGCAUUAUCACAUAACUAUUUUACAGGGUGCGCCUUUCGGAGGGCUAUUUUGAAUCUGUUUCUAUGUUACCUCUGUGCCAGUUGAUGCAUGCUUUUCUUUUUAGUUUUCUUUUCUACCAGUGUGUCUGUAGGUGUGAUUGUAGGAAUUGAUUUAUCAUCUGUAUUUUGCAGAUGUUUUCUCUGGAUGUUAUGUAGUACAAUGAUUUCUGACCAAAUACUUUGUAGGAUUUGUAAUAGGGUGGAUUUGAAGACCAUGAAUAAAUGAAUAAAAACAAAAUAAAUCAAUGAAUAAAAAUAUAUAACAGAG
Gadus macrocephalus (Pacific cod) is the source of this 6318-nucleotide messenger RNA. RefSeq names its product FYVE and coiled-coil domain autophagy adaptor 1b (gene fyco1b). Gene Ontology annotation, molecular function: metal ion binding. Gene Ontology annotation, biological process: positive regulation of autophagosome maturation; plus-end-directed vesicle transport along microtubule. The record is from RefSeq and is a predicted model, not a curated record. The transcript has 18 exons. The coding region runs from base 126 to 4490 and encodes 1454 amino acids. NCBI's taxonomy places the organism in Eukaryota, Metazoa, Chordata, Actinopteri, Gadiformes, Gadidae. Gene Ontology annotation, cellular component: lysosome; late endosome; autophagosome.